UGGUCAUUAUUGUGUUGUUUUGUAUGGAAAAUAUUUUUUUUAGCUUGCUAAUUCUCAAAAUUUAUUUUUAUGCUGAAAUUCUCAUGAUUAUUACCUUAUUAUGAAUAUUUUAGCAAAAUAUGGAAUCAAUAAAAUAUUGAGGGUGCCCAUAAUUUACGCCCUUUACUGUAGCUAACUUUGUUUUGACAGAUUGCGCCGCUGUCGUUUGUUUAUUUACCAAAAAAACGUUUGCGAGGUGUAUUUCUCUCAAUAUUGAAUUGGUAAUUUGAAAAACAAGGAUAUUUCCGAGUAAUUUUCAUUGAAACAUUCAUCUAUUUGUACAAAGUUAUAAUAAUUGUGAAAAUUUCAGACUCCAAACCAAAUGGAUUCGGUGCAAACGCUUGAGGCAUUGGAAAUCGAUGUUGGUGACUUUCCGAUGGAGGAGCAGUAUCUGGAAGAGGAUCCGUUUGCAGAUUGCCCUGCCGGAGAUGGGGACACGGAUGGUCCCUCAGUAAGUGCAAAUCCGUACCAGUUGGAUGAUUCGGAAUUCGACAACAGUGCUGCACCAGAGCAGCCGGAUGAUUCAGAGUUUGCGAACAGUGCUGCGUCGGACCAGUUUGAUGAGUCAGCAGGAGAAGGUGGUCCUUCAAAAAAGCGUAAAAACAAAUCCAAAGGUAAACAUGACACGUCGGAAGAUUUGUUUAUGUGCACGCUUGCCGUUUACAAACGCGAAUUUAAAGGACAAACGUCUGGUGCUUACAUUGCACACUGGGAGGUUUCCGGGAACUCGAGCGCGGACUUUGUAACACGAGUUUGGGGCCUAUCCUGUGCUUAUUUGAACCGAGAGAUUGUUUUCGAGACGAAUCCUGAUGGUGAAAGUACUCCAAGGUGGAGUACGAAAGAAAAACCAACGGAGGAAGACUUCAAGCAGUUCGCCCUGUUCCUAUCCGGACGCAGACCCUACACAAUCGAUAACAUUCUUGACAACAAACAACAUUUGCUACAAAGCUGGCGCGGCAAAGAAGUAUCUCUCCUUUUGCACGUUUACUCCCUGAGCGUCAGCAACCGUUCGCAGUGGAUUAAGGUAAAGGAUACACUGAUCGAUCCGAUCGAACACGAUCGCGCUGGAGCUGCGACAACUCAAGCGUUGCAAGAGCUCACCGAAAAGCUGCGAAGUGACCACGGCAAAUUCCUGAAAGGGCAUGACAUGGCCUGGUCCUUUUGGGCCAAUGCUAUUCACAGUGCGCCUGCCCAUCAGCGCUCCACCAUGAUGCAGUAUCCGCCGGAAUCGUUGGCGAGUUUGUUUUCGAUUCAAGAAGGGGUCCGAAUGAACGCUGUCCGCCAUGAAUUGGAGGCUGCAAGUAAUGUGAAUGAAAGUUAUCAUGAUGACAUCGUAGAAGUGCGCAAAGCUUUCGAGGCUUUCAAGGUCACUCUCAACCGUGGACUUCAAACAUUGGAUGAUCGAAUUACGAGACUGGAGACACGGGAACAUACGAGCAGCAGCCUGAUUAACUCUAUGAAAACAUCUGUUGUUGUCCAAGAAGAUGCUGUCGGGAAGAACUUGAAUAAGAAAGUUUCCAACUGCAUUGAUGACCAGCACAGUCCGUAA
Molecule: messenger RNA, 1588 nt
Organism: Culex quinquefasciatus (southern house mosquito)
Lineage: Eukaryota; Metazoa; Arthropoda; Insecta; Diptera; Culicidae
Exons: 1
Coding region: 362-1588 (408 amino acids)
Source: RefSeq, a predicted model, not a curated record